GCCACCUGUCACAAUUCAUCAACCAGCCCGUGGACACCAUGCAGUCGAAUGUGCGGCCUUGGAAUAUCAACUCGUUUUACCACAACAACAGCAGGCUGUAAUCAAUUAAGCAAUUUGCGAUUAUGUGAAAAUCGCAAAUGCGAAAUACAACAACAACAUCCAGACAAUAUUCAGACACAAGAAGAAAUAAAAACUAAAGAAAAGCUAAAAAAUUUAAUGAAAACAAAACAUAAAUUACGAAACAGACAGCAAAGACAUCAUGAUAUCAAACAUCAACAACAACAGAAGCAUCAAAUGCAACAGGAGCAGGGGCAUACCGAAACAGAACAUGAACACAGAAUAAGAAAGGGCCAUGAAUGCCGCAGUAUACAGCGUUUGGGACCGGCUCGUAUACGCCUGGGACAGUGUGUCUCAAAAAAACUAUAUCGUCCAAAAAUAUGUGGACGUUGUCAUCAAACUACAAAAUGUUGUGUGCCUUCAGUAUCAACCACAAUACAGGUGGAAUUACUUUGUCCUCUUAAUGCCAUGGAUCCAAUUAGUUUUGUACAACAACAACUAAUGACUGGACAACAACAACAGCAACAAGGUCAACUUUACAAAACACUUAAAGCAUCAAUAUCAACAGACUCAACAACAUCAACAUUGACAUCAUUAUGGGAUACUCAUUCGCUGGAUGCCAUCGAUCAGGAAUAUUUACAAUCGCAUCAAAUACAAAUUGCAAAUAAAUUUAUUGCAGUCGAAUGGAUUUUAAAAUGUGAAUGUACAAAAAAUGAUAAUUGUCAACGGAUUGUUAACACAACAACAACAACAACAGAAAAAGACAGCAACAACCACAAAUAUCAUGACUAUGAUGACAAUGAAAAUGUUGACACUGACAACCGUAGUGGCAACAAAAAUAUGCAAAAUAUCAACUAUUUUAAGCUUAAUCAUAAAAACAACUACAAUAACAAUAAGAAAAACUCAAUGUACCAUGAGAAGGACUAUAAACAACAUAGAGCAGGAGUAGGAGCAGCAACUUCACGCAUUGAUAAAACACCAGACGACAAUAAUAAGGUUGAUGAGCAGGAUGAUGAAAAUGAGAGUGUGUAUAAGCCUGAGCAUGAUGAGGAUGGUGCUGACGAUGAUGCGAAUAAUGACAGCGACAUUAACAUUAACAACAGCUACAGUAAUAGCAACAGAUACAUUCACAGCUACAACCACAAAAAACAAACAAUAACAAAAGAUUAUGCUGAAAAUAACAACAACAAUAUGGUAAACAAGAAAACCAGAAAUAAUAACAACAAAAACAAACAGAAUUUUCAAAAUGAGAAUGAAGAGGAAAUACAACCCGAAGACAUGGAGGAUGAAGAGGAUGAAUGGUCAACCUCAUUGUCAUCCUCAUUAUUAACAGCAGCAGCAGCAUCAUCAUCGUCCUCAUCAUCUAGUAGCGGUGGUGGGGCUAUAACAUCGGAUGAAAUACAACCAGAUAUAAUACCAUAUCCGCCACCACCAUUUUCCGCAAAUAAGCACACAGGCAGUGGCAACCACAACAGCAACAAAAACAACAAUACCAACAAUGGCAACAACAAAAAUAAUAACAAUAACAGUAAUAAUAAUGAUAAACAUAAAAAUACACAUACAAACUGGCUAAAAGAGAAAUUCAAACUGGAACACAGUAAACAAAAACAACAUCAACACAAACAACUACAGCAGCAGCAACAACAACAACAAUACUACGAACACUGGUUACUACAACAAUACAAUAACAAGCCAUAUCAAACAGAAAGUCUGGCAACAUAGCAGCAUCAACACUAUCAGCAGCAACAACAACAAAAAGAACAAAAACAAAUUAAGCAUAAACAAAAACAAUACCACGACCAUCAUAACCACCACCACCAGCAACAGCACCAACAUCAUCAGCUUCGGCAACAAUAAAAGGAACAACAACAACAACUAAAAUGGUCACAAAAUUACCAUAAACAUGCAGUUGAUAGUUUUUAGUCGAAUAAGCUCUAAAACAACAACAACAGCAACAAAAAGUAACCGAAGAGUAAACUUGUAGAUAAAAUAACAAAUGGCUUAAAAUGUCAGAUGUUUCUAUUUA
Lucilia sericata (common green bottle fly) is the source of this 2083-nucleotide messenger RNA. RefSeq names its product homeobox protein 13-like. The record is from RefSeq and is a predicted model, not a curated record. Gene Ontology annotation, molecular function: integrin binding; heparin binding. Bases 49 to 1779 code for a protein of 576 amino acids. Gene Ontology annotation, cellular component: extracellular matrix. Lineage: Eukaryota; Metazoa; Arthropoda; Insecta; Diptera; Calliphoridae. The transcript is spliced from 4 exons. Gene Ontology annotation, biological process: cell adhesion; signal transduction.